GUUCAUGAACGGUAUGAGAUGAGAUUGCGCAGAAAACUACGAUACGAGGAAACAAAACGGUCUAAUCAAAGACGGGUUGAGAACUUGAAAGCUCUACUUGAGGUCGAGGUAAGUAUGGAGCCCAUUGUUUCACAGAAAAUUCUCCUCCCUAUCAUACCUUGGUUCUUGGAGAAGUACAAACCAUGGACUGUGAAAGAUGCCGUGGUUCAGCAUCUGUAUAUGGGACGAUCACCUCCUGUGUUCACAGAAAUGAGGGUUCUUCAUCAAACCACUGAUGACGACCACUUGGUUUUGGAGUUGGGAAUGAAUUUUCGGACUGCAGAUGAUAUGAGUGCAAUACUUGCUGUGAAAUUAAGUAAGAGAUUGGGAUUUGGAAUGCGGGCAAAGUUGCAUUUGAUGGGCAUGCAUGUUGAAGGGAAGGUCUUGAUUGGUGUAAAGUUCCUUCGUCACUGGCCUUUCCUUGGCCGUUUGAGGGUAUGCUUUGUCGAGCCACCAUAUUUUCAGAUGACAGUGAAACCUAUUUUCACUCAUGGGCUUGAUGUUACAGAACUUCCAGGGAUUGCUGGAUGGUUGGAUAAGCUUCUAGCAGUUGCGUUUGAGCAGACACUAGUUGAGCCCAAUAUGUUGGUCAUUGACAUGGAGAAAUUCGUUUCGCCACAGCAAGAAACUUGGUUCUCUGUGGAUGAGAAGGAACCAGUUGGUUAUGCAUUGGUGGAAGUUAUUGAAGCAGCUGACAUGAAGCCGUCAGAUAUGAAUGGAUUGGCCGAUCCAUAUGUUAAAGGGCAACUUGGUAAUUACAGAUUCAGGAGUAAGACACAAAGGAAAACAUUGACUCCAAAAUGGCACGAGGAAUUUAAGGUCCCCAUUUGUACAUGGGAGUCGCCUAAUGUGCUAGCUAUUGAAGUUCGUGACAAAGACCAUUUUGUUGAUGAUUGCCUUGGGGAUUGUUCUGUAACCAUCAGUGACCUUAGGGGUGGCCAGAGACGUGACAUGUGGUUGCCUCUUCGGAACAUUAAAAUGGGCAGAUUACAUCUUGCCAUAACUGUAUUUGAAAGCAACAAAAAGGUGUCAGAUCAGCCAAGCGAGAGUGAAACAUUAAAUUAUGAUGAUGAAAAAACCCCCAUUGUGGAUGAAAAAGUUCAUAAAGGUUCUUUUUCAUCUGGAUUGUCAGAGAAGUCUCCGAAAUUGGCAGAUAACUUUGAACCCAUUGACAUUGAAGGACAACGCGAGACUGGGAUAUGGGUGCAUCACCCAGGAAGUGAAGUUUCACAAAUAUGGGAGCCUAGAAAGGGGAGGAAUAGACUCCUCGAUUCACAAAUUCACGGGGAGGGUAGUGAUUGUAUUGGAAGUGUCAAAUCAUCAGCUUCUGGAUCCUAUAAUAAUGAAAGUAGUAGCACCGAUGAAAGCCAGGAAUGUAGUAAGGGAAAUCGGCCAAACAAAAUGAUGCGGGGUAUACAUAAGAUCGGUUCAGUAUUUCACCGGAGGAAUUCCAAGUCCAAAAAGGAGAAUAUGUCGUGUAUGAUGGAAGACCUGGUUCCAUCUCCGCAACCUAACCUUAAGGCAGUUAAUGCGAAGACAAUUGGCGUGAAUUUCAUUUUGGAUGACAACCUGUCUGCACCGUCUCCUGUUACAGUUGAGAAAAUGAAAGGUACAGAAAGUCCGGACAGACAUGUGAUGAAGGGCAUGGCAAAGAACAUUUUAAAGCAUGCUGGAAAUUCUGCUCGUAAUGUCAAACAUGCAUUUACUCCGAAAGGGUCAGGAAAAUCCCAAGGUUAUUCAGGAUCAGUGACAACAGAGAUAGAUGUUUCUGUGGAGUCAGAGUCUUCUGAUGAAGAAUCUCUUCAGUCAUCGGUUUGUGCCUCUGAAGGGAUUCCAGUUGUUUCCAAAGUCAUAUCAAGCUGUGGUAAUGAUUCUUUUAAAUCCGAAGAACUUAAUGAUCAGAAAACUCCAAGUCACCUUACAAUGAAUGUUGAGGACCCGGUAAAUAAGGAAAUUCUUGAAGGUAACGACAAGUUAGGUGAUUACCCAUCGGCCAGCUCUGAAGAAAAUGAGGAUAUAUUGAUCGAGUCUUCACUAAACCCCGACCUUUCUGAGAAAAGUUUGGAAGUAGAUAAAAGAUAGAUUUCUUGUAUAAAUUUAAAUUUUAGUUGGUGAUAAUUGUGUUGUAUAGUGAAUUUGCGGAAUCAAGUUAUGGUGAAGAUCAGGAAUGCUCCAUCUAGUUGCAUGUUGAUCAACUUGUCUGUAGAUUCUAUUAGACUUGGUGAUCUUGUUACAUCUCAUAGCUUUUUUAUGUGGUGAUUUGUGAGUAUUGUAUCAUUCAUUGUUUGCAAAUAUGUAAUUCCAACGAAGCUCGGAACAGUUAGUAAAUUUUGUAUGCGAAUGAUAGCAAUAAAUAUCAGAACAUUUAGUCUCGA
This is a messenger RNA of Camellia sinensis, 2414 nucleotides long. NCBI's taxonomy places the organism in Eukaryota, Viridiplantae, Streptophyta, Magnoliopsida, Ericales, Theaceae. The record is from RefSeq and is a predicted model, not a curated record.